This is a messenger RNA of Dendroctonus ponderosae (mountain pine beetle), 3203 nucleotides long. Its product is annotated as neprilysin-2. Gene Ontology annotation, molecular function: metalloendopeptidase activity. Lineage: Eukaryota; Metazoa; Arthropoda; Insecta; Coleoptera; Curculionidae. The record is from RefSeq and is a predicted model, not a curated record. The coding region runs from base 97 to 2445 and encodes 782 amino acids. Gene Ontology annotation, biological process: protein processing. Gene Ontology annotation, cellular component: plasma membrane. The transcript is spliced from 13 exons.
GCGUUUCAUUCACGAAUAAUGCGGUCGAGUUUGAAAGGUUGAUCGCUAGUUGUCCACCAAAUUUGAGCAUUUUUGAGGUUUUUGAUCCGCACUUGCAUGCGAGGAGGAGGCGAGAAAAUGCCCGCGUCUCUUACGAGUGUCGCCUAUGUUCCAGUGCCCAGACCAGCGUUAGCUACUCAAAAAAAUCCGACAUGGUGGAAGAGAAGAACAAGCAUGGAACGAUGCCUGACGCUGAUCACUGCAAUAGUUUUACUCAUAGUUAUAUCAUUAGUCGUAGCCCUAGCCACAGUUUUGUACAACAGAAGCACACUAGUGACAAAUACGCCUUAUACGGCUGAGGCGCUACAGGGACAGCAGACUUAUGUAAUUAAUGCGCCUGAUGAUGCCAAGGAGGGCCAAAAAAUGUGCUUAACACCUGGAUGCAUUCACACAGCUUCAAGAGUUUUGGAAUACAUGGAUCAGUCGGUGGACCCUUGCGAUGAUUUCUACCAAUUCACGUGCGGCAAUUUCAUCAAAAACACCAACAUCCCGGACGACAAGUCUUCGGUCACCUCUUUCAGCAUCAUCAGUGACACUCUUCAGGAGCAGCUGAGGACCAUGAUCGAAGAGCCAUUGAAAGCUGAUGAACCCAAACCGUUCCAGCUCACCAAGAAGCUCUACAAAGCUUGCAUGAAUAAGACGAUUAUAGAAGCCGACGGGCUGAACACAAUGAGGCAGAUAUUGAAGCAGCUGGGAGGCUGGCCGGCCCUAGAAGGCUCAAGAUGGAACGAAGGCGACUUUGACUGGCGGCAGUCGGUGUACAAGUUCAGAACCGCUGGAUACAGUGUGGACUAUUUUAUUGACUUUUCCGUGGGCAUUGACGUGAAAAACUCCACCAAGAGGAUUAUCGAUCUGGACCAAGGCUCCUUGGGGCUGCGCAGAGAGUUCCUGACCAAGGGUCUGAACGACAAGCUCGUGAAGGCCUACUACGACUACAUGGUGGACAUUGCGGUACUUUUCGGGGCUGAUAGAGCAGUGGCUUCAAAAGACCUGGCAGAGUCGCUGGACUUUGAAAUGAAGCUCGCUAAUAUCUCGCUACCAAGCGAAAAGCGGCGGAACGCCACUGCCUUGUACAACCCGAUGAGCAUUCGGGAGUUGCAGCAAAAGUUCCCCAGCAUCCCCUGGCUGGAGUACAUCAACACCCUGCUGGCUCCAGACACUCGAGUGUCCAAUGAGGAGGUGAUUGUGGUGAGCAUUCCCAAGUACAUCUCAGACUUUGAGGCGUUGGUGUCCCGAACGCCCAAGAGGGCGCAGGCCAACUACGUCAUGUGGAGGGCCGUGGCUUCAUCCGUUUCCUAUCUAAGCGACGAUCUGAGGAAGAGGCAGCUGGACUACACUACCAUAGUAACCGGACGGACUGAACGGGAAGCCCGAUGGAAGGAGUGUAUUGACAUUUCAGCGGGCAGUUUGUCUAUUGCGGCUGGCGCCCUCUACGUCCGCAAGUUCUUCAACGAGGAAGCGAGGCAAAACGCUAAGGAAAUGGUGUCGGACAUCCGGGCAGAGUUCCAGGAUAUUUUGAAGAAAGUGGACUGGAUGGACGACAAAACGCGCCAAAACGCCCUGGAUAAAGCCCGGUCCAUGUCCACCCACAUCGCCUAUCCGGACGAGAUGUUGAACGACGCAAAGCUAGAGGAAUUCUACGAAGGACUGGAACUGGACCAGAACCAAUACCUGCGAUCCAUCCUCAAUUUGACCCUCUUCGGCACCAGAUUCUCCUUCAAAAGGCUGCGCCAACCAGUCAACAAAACCGACUGGAUCACGCAUGGCAGGCCUGCAGUGGUCAACGCUUUCUACUCGGCGAUAGAAAACAGCAUCCAAUUCCCGGCCGGAAUCCUCCAAGGAGUGUUCUUCAGCGCUGAUAGGCCCAGAUACAUGAACUACGGCGCUAUCGGCUUUGUGAUUGGUCACGAAAUUACUCACGGUUUUGACGAUCAGGGGCGGCAGUUCGACAAGGAGGGCAACCUGGUGGACUGGUGGCAGGAGGAGACGAAGAAGGCGUUUGUCCAGAAGGCGCAAUGCAUUAUCGACCAGUAUGGAAACUACACAGUUCCAGAGCUGAAACUCAAUCUGAAUGGGAUAAACACGCAGGGGGAAAACAUAGCGGAUAUCGGGGGCAUUAAGGAGUCCUACUUAGCGUACCGGAAGUGGACCGGCCGCAACGGAAACGAGCCCUUUUUGCCCGGGCUUAAGUUCAACGGGCGGCAAAUGUUUUGGAUAUCGGCCGCCCUCACCUGGUGCUCAGCUACCAGAGUGGAGGAGUUGCGUCAGCUGGUGAUCACUGAUGAGCACGCUCCUGAUCGCUACCGAGUGAUCGGCCCCUUAAGCGAUAUGGAGUAUUUUGCGGAGGACUUUGGCUGCCCCAAAGGGUCCAAAAUGAAUCCGGUGCAGAAAUGCCAAGUGUGGUAGGGCUCGUCCUGUCCGCUUGCCCGCACUGUGAUUUGCCCUUAUAUGUACUUAGUUUAGGAUUACACGUAGCAACUUGUACAGUUUUCGGUUGAAACAGGCUCAAUUCCAAAGGGGAGAGUUGCCUGCAGGCGAUACUCUGCAUCAGGGUCCCUGGGCAGCUUCCGUCUUCCCAUAAUAACACGCCACCCAUUAUUGACUCGAUUCUCCCAAAAAGUCAGUAUUAAGCCACCCAGUGAGCGGCAGUUUAACGGUACUCUGUAAAUGGUGCUUUUUACUCCCUAACUAGAUUUAAGCUGUGGCGGGGCAAGUGGGGGGCAAUAAAGUUGGCGCUAACCAAAAAACUUUGAAGUUCCUGAACGGCUUUGUCCACCAGAACUGAAGUGGAAACUUGAUAAUCCGCCUUGAUUUUGCACUGAUUGUCGCAUAUACAGGGUGAUUCACAUACAUGUAGUGCCACGUUGCCAUUUAAUUACUUAUUUCUGAUAUUUAUGCCCAAUGUAAAUAAAAAACUAACUUAGCAUUUGAAAAACACUGUAUCUCACUGUGAAAAAUUCAAAAUUCCGUUUAGUUUUUCAUAACUUUGCCCUAAUUUAACUAAUUUCGUAUCUCCACGUCUCGAGUCCGCCAGGGAAUUAUUCGUAAAUAAACACCCUGUAUAUGUUGCCGAAUUGAAAUGUUGAAAUGCCUCCUGCUUGCCAAAUUAACGAUAAUUUAUUGUUUGUGUCUUUAAUGUUUUUAAUAAACGAUAAAACCCCCAA